AUGCGGCCGCCGCUCGGGCUGCUGCUGGCGCUGGCCGCGCUCCGCUGCCCAGGGUCGGCGGCGCGGGCGCCGGUGGACUUCUCCUCGCUGCCCGCCUACCUCCCGGCGCGGGUGCGGCUGGCGGGCGCGGACCAGGCCUUCCUGCUGCGGGGGCCCCGCCAGGACGUGGCCGCGGGCAACGCCAGCCUGGGGGCCCGCGUGGAGCCCUUCUUCCUGCACCGCGCGCGGGCCCCCGCCGUGCGCGCCAGCUACGGCCCCUUCGCCGCCGCGCGGCCCGUGCCCCCCGCGCUGCUGCCCGCCCCGGGCGCCGCCGGGCUGCCCCCCCACGGCCGCCUGCGGGCCCACGUGCUGGGCAGCGCCGUGUACGCCAACCGGCCCAAGGUGCAGGCGCUGUUCUACGUGGCGGGCGCGGACUGGGGCGGCGGGGACGGCGGGGACGGCGGCGGGGACGGCCUGCCCUGCGUGAAGAUGUCCGCCUUCCCCGAGGCGCGCGAGGUGGCGGCCAGCUGCCGGCUGCGGGGCGCGCCGGGGCUGUGCGUGGCGGAGCUGGAGCUCCUGCCCGAGUGGUUCAGCUCGGGGCUGGACCUGGAGCCGGCCGAGGCGGAGCCCGCGCUGCUGGGCGGCACGGCCCUGGAGCUGUUCGCCUCGCUGUUCCCCGCCGACGCCGCCGGCCGCUGCCCGCUGCCCGAGGACGCCGGCCGCUGGGCCAGCAACCACAUCCCCGCCGGGCCCGGGCCCGCCCGCCGGCGCGUGGGCAGCGUGGUGGUCUACCCGACCCAGGACGACCUGCGCUGGGCGCCGCCCCGGGGCCUGGGCCGCGGCCUGGCGCUCUCCGCGCCGCUGAACCUGGUGCGCCGCGGCGGCCACGCCACCUUCCUCCUCUCGCUGGCCGGCGGCGCCCCGGCCGCCAACUUCACGCUCAGGAUCCGGGCGGCGGCGGGCGUGCGUAUCGCGGCCGUGAGGGUGAGCGGCGAGGAGCAGUGGGCCGUCCAGGAGGAGAUCGACAACAGCGGCGCCCAGGCCACGGCCACGCUCAGCUGUGCCGGCCCCCACCCCGGCCCGCGGGGCAGGGUGAACGGCUCCCUCUCGGAGAUCCUGCAGGUGGACCUGGGGGUGGACAACAGCAGCGACCUGGCCGGGGCCCAGCCCGUCACGUGGCAGGUGGAGUUCCCGGCCGAGGACGCGGCCGGCGAGCUGGUGGUCUCGGAGAUCUUCGUCAGCCAGACCAGCUUCGUGGGCAUCGUGCCCCUGGCGAUGGACACGGAGAUGGUGAACACGGCCGUGCUGACCGGCCGGCCGGUGUCGGUGCCGGUGCGGGUGGUGGGCGUGCAGGAGGACGGCUCCGUGGUGGCCGUGGCCGAGGCCCUGGAGUGCCGGUCGUCGGACGAGGACGUCGUUAAGGUCUCGGGGCGCUGCGAUGCCGUGUUCGUGAACGGCCGGGAGAUGCGGGGCCGGGCGGGCACGGCGGUGAGCUUCACGCACCGGCACUUCACGGCGCAGCUGGAGAUGACGGUGUGGGCGCCGCGGCUGCCCCUGCAGAUCGACGUCUCCGACACGGAGCUGAGCCAGGUCAAGGGCUGGCGGGUGCCCGCGGCCCCCAACAGCAGGCCCGCGCGGGACAGCGAGGACGAGGAGGACGAGGAGCGGCGGGGCCGGGGCUGCGCCCUGCAGUACCAGCGCGCCCUGCUGCGCGUGCUCACCCAGUUCGUGGCCGAGGGGCCGGAGCCGGGCCGGCGCGCCCACCUGCUGGGCCCCGACUGGCAGCUGGACGUCACCGACCUGGUGCGCGACUUCCUGACGGUGGAGGAGCCGCGCGUGGCGCAGCUGCAGGGCCUCACGCUGGCCGGCCGCGAGCCGGGCAUCACCUCCGUGCAGGUGCUCUCGCCGCUGUCGGACGCCAUCCUGGCGGAGAAGACGGUGACGGUGCUGGAGGAGCGGGUGGCCAUCGCCGAGCUGGGCGUGCAGCUGGUGGCCGGGCUGGCGCUGUCCCUGCAGCCGCACCCGGCCGACCGCCGGGCCAUCGUCUCCACGGUGACGGCCCAGGACGUGCUCCAGGCCCCGGGGCAGGAGGCGAUCGUGAGCGUGUGGAUUCUGUUCAGCGACGGCGCGGUGACCCCCCUGGACGUCUACGACCCGCAGGACUUCUCCGUGGCCCUGUCGUCGCUGGACGAGAUGGUGGUGUCCGCGCGGCCCGGCCCGCAGCCGUGGUGGCCGGCGGUGGCGGCGGAGGGCGAGGGCCAGGGCCCGCUGCUGAGGCUGGAGCUGCUGCUCAGCGAGCCGUGCCAGAAGACCAAGCGCCGGAGCGUGCUGGCCGCCGGCACCGGCACCGUCCGAGUCCGCUUCGACCCCCGCGGGGGCCCCAACGACAUCGGGGGCGUGAGCCGGGAGUACCGGGACCCGCUGAGCAACUCCAUCCCCGGCGGGGGCGGCGGGGAGAGGGCGGGCCCGGGGCGGCCGGGCCGCGGCCCCCCUGAGGGCGCCAACCGGAGCGCCACGCCGCCCCCGCCGUGGCCCCUGGGGCGCAAGGACACGCAGCGGCCACGGGACCCCGACUCCUUCACCAGCUUCCCCACGCAGGGCCGGUCCCAGGGCCCCCGCCCCGCCGGCGACCUCACCGUGGCCGCCCGCGGCCUCACGGACCUGGAGAUCGGCAUGUACGCGCUGCUGGGCGCCUUCUGCCUGGCCAUCCUGGUCUUCCUGGCCAACUGCGUGGCCUUCGCCUGGCAGGCCCGGCACAAGCGGCUGGCGGGCGGCGAGCAGGGCGCCCUCCCGCACGCCCACGACUGGGUGUGGCUGGGCCACGAGGCGGAGCUGCUGGAGAGCCCCGUGGACGUGACGCUGCCGUCCGAGGAGGCCGCCUCGCCGGGCCGGGGGCCGCCCUACGAGGAGCGGAACUUCCUGCUCAACGGGGGCUCCCCCGAGGCGCUGCCCAGCCAGCUGCUGCGGCCGCCCGACUACUACGGCAGGGACCCCCGGCGCCCGCCGCCCACGCCCGCCGGCCCGCGGCGCAAGCGGGUCAAGUUCACGGCCUACACCACCAUCCUGCCCGAGGAGGGCGGCGCCUACACGGACGCCGUGCUCUUCCACGGCGAGGAGGGCGGCGUGCAGUGGGUGUGCCCCGACCUGGGCCGCGGGGACCCCCGCGACUUCCAGGACUACAUGGAGAGGCUGCGGGACCAGAUGUGA
Molecule: messenger RNA, 3186 nt
Organism: Pipistrellus nathusii (Nathusius's pipistrelle)
Lineage: Eukaryota; Metazoa; Chordata; Mammalia; Chiroptera; Vespertilionidae
Source: the annotation of a GenBank genome assembly